This is a messenger RNA of Periconia digitata, 1734 nucleotides long. Lineage: Eukaryota; Fungi; Ascomycota; Dothideomycetes; Pleosporales; Periconiaceae. The record is from the annotation of a GenBank genome assembly.
GUACUAUUUUCAAGCGCCGGAUAUGUGCUCUGAAGAUGUUAUCGCUUCAAUGCGCGAGAAACACUCUUUGGAACCGGUCAAUCCUAUCGUCGUACUCCGAUAACCCCUACACUUCAGUAUCCGUAUCGACUGUAUUUGUGCCGCACACAGUAUGCGAUGCAACAUGCUCAUAUCAAACAGCGCACUGGGUGAGUAUAUGUUCCAUGAAAUGUCAGGAAUCUGAAUAGUAUCAUUCACAUCCAUCACUCAACAACACUAUCUACUACAGUCUUGUUCGCCUCUCAUAGUCGUCUUCCUUCUCGCGGUCGUUUUCUACACCCGCUUAAAACAUCUCACAUACUUCCUGAUGAGGUUCGUUGGUCUGGCACGUACCCCAGCGGCGAUGACUACGAUGGCUGUGCCGCUGCUAUGAAGGUUGAUUGUCAGCCGUGUCCCAUGUUUCAACUUAGACACGAUACAACAUUAGUACGAAACCCACUGGUUUACUCAAGGAUCCCGGGCGGCACAGAUUUCACAUGUUUGGCCGAAACAUAGUAUCGUGAUACCGGAAUGUCAUAGAAAAGCGAAUAUCCACACGAGUAGCUCUUACAUUCCAUCGAGAUAAAUCCAGUCACCGACCAGCUAUGUUUCGAGGUAGCUGAACCUGUGCCAACGAAGAUACUGGGAUUAAUCUCGUUUAGUCACUACCCCAGAUGAUCCCUCGGCGCGGCCCCUUUCGCUUACUCGCACAAAAUUGGGUCUUGUUCCGUUUCCGCAAUGAAAUGUAAGCUCUUCUCCACACAACACCUACCAAACUUAACCUGAAAAAUACCCUAUUUUGACGAUUUGAGACUGCAGCAAGAUUAAAAAUAAUUGACCAUACUCAAACCCCCAAUGGAUAAAUUCGGAUUCGACAACCCGUACACACCUAGUCAAGCUCAUGCGCCUACACCACAGCUUCACAAUGAACUCCUAGGGGACUGCAUGAAUAUUCUAGCCAGAGAGACUGUGGCCGAAAUGCUCCCGUUACAUUCUGGCUCUACCAUCAUCGAUGUUGCAUGUGGGACUGGUGCCGGAACCGCGGCCCUCGUCGCCCAAAUCAAGGAUGCUACCAAUCUCAGCAUCAAAGGCGUCGAAUGGAAUGAAGAGAUGCUCGCUACGUAUGCACAGAAGGCGAAAGACAAUAGCUGGCCCGCCGAAGCCAUUCAUCAGGAUGUUCAGAAACUGUCUAUAGCAGACGACACAUUUUCACACGCUAUAGGCACCGCUGUCCUUUCCGCAUUACCCAGAGACGCUGUCCCGGCCUUACGAGAAGUCUACAGAACUCUUAAACCUGGAGGAGUUGCGGUAUUCAAUUCAUGGGCACAUGUGCCAAACAUGGAGCCCAUUCGGACUGCUUCGAGGCUCACCAGGCCCCAGGGGUCCCCACUCCCUCGCGACAAAAUGAAGAAAUGGGAAGAUCAUAAUUUUCUGAGGCGCAUCUUCAAGCAAAGUGGAUUUGAGGACAAUAGAAUCGCCAUUUUGAAGCGAGAGAUUGUGGUGACGACGACCGGCGUGGAUCGCUACGCAGGCCUACUUUGGAGCUUUCUCGGUGGUAGCUCAACUGCAGGAUGGCUCGCAGCUGAUGGAGAGAAAUGGGAGGAGGCUGUAGCCAUUGUCAAGGAAGAGCUGGUCAAGAGCGACGGGUAUCGGGAGUUGGAGGGUGGGAAAAUGCAGCUCAAAUUUGUGGCUAAUGUCAUUGUUGCGAGAAAGUAA